Molecule: messenger RNA, 363 nt
Organism: Debaryomyces fabryi
Lineage: Eukaryota; Fungi; Ascomycota; Pichiomycetes; Serinales; Debaryomycetaceae
Exons: 1
Coding region: 1-363 (120 amino acids)
Source: RefSeq, a predicted model, not a curated record
AUGGCAGUUCAUUAUUUAAAAGAAAGUCGUAGUACGAUUGAGAUCAAGAAAAGAAGGAUAGAAAGUAAGGAAAAUAUAGAUAAAAUGCUUUUGAGUAUGAAGAAGAAUGAAGGGUUCCAAGAGUCAGGUAGAGUGCUAGAGAACGGGACGGUUAUCAACAGGAAUAGUGGGCUCGUUACACCUUCGAUGAGUAACGAUGCGAAGGAUUUGCGCGAGAUUUCGGGGCUCGGAGAUGGGAGUGGAAUGGAUACCCGGGAGGACGAGUGUCCUUGUGGAUAUUUCCAUGGUCCAGGGGAAAGCGGGCAUCAUGAUAUCAAGGCUGUUGGAUUCACCAGCCAGCCAUUGCUUCGGGGGCCAGAUUAG